UCACAUCUUUUUGUUGUUUCCCACUCUCCUUCGGGGGUUUUCUUUUUCGCCAUGGAUCGUUUCUGAUCCCAAAAUAAUAAACCAAAUUUUCUUUUGGUACUUUUACAAUGGGGUGUUUCCUUGGGUGUUUCGGGAUUUCUACUAAAAGAAAACGUCGAAAACCAGCCAACCGGAUUCUUCCCGGACCUGCAGAAUCAAGACUUGUUAGCUAUGAACCCUUGGAUUCCUAUGAUUCUACAAAAUCUCAGCUGAGUGGUAAAGCUGAGAGACAGAGUGCUAAAAUCAGGAAGAAAGUGAGCUUUAACUUGAAUGUUCAAACCUAUGAGCCGAUUACGGAUGAAGAAACGACUACGUACCAGUUUUUACAGAGUGUUGAAGAGGAGAAUGAAAAGAAUGGAGGAGAAGUUGGAAAAGGGAGCUUACACUUUUUCUCCGAUGGCGUUUUGAGUUCGUUGAAGACGAGUGUUUAUCCCUAUAAUUAUAGGUACCAGAACUGUAGUGACACCUAUGAUGAAGAAGAUGAAAUGAUAUUUGAGGAAAAUGAUUUAGAAGAUGAUGAUGGCUAUUUUGAUGAUGAUGAUGAUGUUUGGGUUGAUGAUGGAAAAGAUGUUGAUGAUCAAUUUGAGUCUCUAAACAUGGACUCAACAAAGAGAGAUGAUUCGAUUCAAUUGGAUGAGAAGAAUCAAAUGUCACUUUGUGGUUCAACAGAUGGAAAUGCAAAGAUCAGAAGCCAAUAUCUAUAUUCCGUGUUGAGUCCAAUCGAAAACAUGACUCAGUGGAAUGAAAUCAAAGCUAGAGCAGCCAUCAAACCGAAGCAGACGAGGAAGGAUAAUGUUGCAGUAGAGGAAGAAUCACAAAUACCCAUCGGUUCGAACCCGAGAUCCAACUGCUCACCAAAAUAUAAUCAGUCAAAUCCCAUUCUGCAAGACAUAGCAGUCGGUGCUAGCCUCUCAAAUUGGUUGAUCUCACCGAAUGUCCAUACCCUGCUAUCGAAGAAAAGCAUAUCAGCCAGAUCAUUCUCCAGGAGAAGUCAAGAAGAUAGGGUGAUCUCAAACAUAUCACCAACCUAUAGUUUGCUAGAGUACAAUGAAAUUAUUUAAGAUACAAGGGGUGUGUAUAAGUUUGGGGUACUGUUUGAUUGUUAAUUUGUUUGUAUUUAAGUUUUUGAUUCUUUGAUUCAUUUUAGAAUGUUUCAAAGUUUGGUCAUUUUGGCUCCGAUUUGUUCAUGUUGUACCAUCUUGUAUAAGGAUUCGAACAAUGUGGUGAAGUUGAACUAUUUAA
Messenger RNA from Hibiscus syriacus, 1281 nucleotides. RefSeq lists its product as uncharacterized. The record is from RefSeq and is a predicted model, not a curated record. The transcript is spliced from 3 exons. Bases 108 to 1100 code for a protein of 330 amino acids. Lineage: Eukaryota; Viridiplantae; Streptophyta; Magnoliopsida; Malvales; Malvaceae. Gene Ontology annotation, biological process: male meiosis II.